Dunckerocampus dactyliophorus (ringed pipefish) is the source of this 1692-nucleotide messenger RNA. RefSeq names its product signal-transducing adaptor protein 1-like. Bases 91 to 1101 code for a protein of 336 amino acids. The record is from RefSeq and is a predicted model, not a curated record. Lineage: Eukaryota; Metazoa; Chordata; Actinopteri; Syngnathiformes; Syngnathidae. The transcript is spliced from 9 exons. Gene Ontology annotation, biological process: cell surface receptor protein tyrosine kinase signaling pathway; positive regulation of B cell receptor signaling pathway. Gene Ontology annotation, molecular function: protein kinase binding; signaling adaptor activity.
CACCAGCACAAGGAAACAGGCGGCAGGAAUACCGUGGCGGAUUGAAUCGGGUUCAGAGGAAAGCUCAGAAAGCGGGUUGUGUUCUGGAUCAUGUCGGUGCUCCCCAGAGUGGUCCACAGGAGGAGGGCUCACAUCACAGCUCUGCCGCUCUACUAUUCGGGACACCUGCUCAAGAAACUCUCCUAUGAGACGGAGUACAAGAAGUUUUACGCAGAGCUGCGUGGAGAGGCACUGUUUCUGUAUAAAGAUGAAACGCAGGAUACAUACACGGAGAAGCUAAACCUGCUGCAGAUGAAGUCCAUGCAGUUAGCGUCUCCAUAUCUGAUGAAGAUGCCGACCGUCUUCACCCUCAUCAUGCACACUGAGGAGGUCCACUUAAAGAUGGACAACCCUGACACAGGCGAGGAGUGGAGGGGUUACAUCCUGACCAUGGUUCAAAAAGAGAUUCCCAGCCAGCUGCAACUACUGCCUGGCCAGAUGAUGCUGCUCCGGGACGCUCUCUCUCAGGAGAAGAGGAGAAACACCCCACAAGUCAAACCCCCACUCCCGCCACGACCCCCUUUCCUUACGGCGGCUUCCUCCUCCUUUCCUCCACAAGACAAGUCCGACGCCGACCACAGCAGCCCCGAGCAGCUUCCAUGUUUCUUCAAUGUGACUCGACAGGAAGCUGAGCAGAUGUUGGAAGAGAACCCCGAAUGUGGAGGCAUCAUUCUGCGCCCGUCCACCCUGACCAACAACUACGCCGUCACCCUCAGACAAGUCACACCCAAGGGGCCUGUCAUGAAGAACUACCGGCUGACCUGCACUAAAUCAGGAUUUCUCAUCCAACUGGAAACAGCAGUGACCGUUUCCUCCCUGAGUGAUGUGUUACAGUAUUUCCUCGAGAAGACGGACUACCGCCUUCAUCCUUACACGCUGUGUGACACCUACAACACUCGUAUUGAAAUGACACCCCCUCCCGAGUGCAUCAGCAUCACUCCCCGUACACCUAAAAGGGUACCCAAAGCUCAAGUGGUGCCCACGGUGCAUUCGGGGACCAGGCCGGGGGAAGGUGAAUAUGUGGUUCCUGAAGAACACCAUUUGAAUAAAAGGUGUGGAUGACAGAAGAUGAGAAAGAGUACAGUCAAUGUUUUGGGGGUUGUUCACAGUAAAGGCAAAGUUUUCCAUGCAUUUUCCAACAGAUCAGUUGCAUGCUCGACUUUUACCACUGCAGAGGGGAAUACACUGUCAAGAUUGUUGUCAUAUGUUGUUAAAAAAUGAUGCUUAUGCUGCAGUAAGAUGAAUUUAACAAAUGCAUAUGUGGUUAUAGACUUUUUAAAGACGUUAUUACAGUAAGACUGUAUAGAAAACCUUCCCAGGAUGAGCAUUUAAUCUUUAUUUUUCACACAAACACGAGCAAGUCAACAUAACCGUUUCAAUAAGGUUGCUGGGUUUUUUUUGUGUUUUUUUUUUUUAAAUACAUAAUUUUUCUUUCAUCGGUACCAUGGAUAAUGCUGUAGGUUUAAAGCAUGACGGCCACUCCUUCAAAAACAGCAAGACUGCAAAAAAUAUUCAAUAAAAAAAAACUCAACAAACAAAGACACUCCCUUUUGUCUCCUCGGCCUCCUUCAUUGUUUUGUACUUUGUGUUUGUGCCACUCGCUCCUGUCCUUCACGCCUCAUAAAUAAAACAUCUGUAAUAACUUAACAUAUC